UAACCUUAAAUUUACUAUCCUUUGCAUAGCACUUUACCCUAUUUUUCGCACUAAUACAGCAGAUUGUUGUGGGCUGAUAGGUUCUAAGUAAUGAUAUGUUUUGUGUUCAUGUGCACGGAAUUUCCAAAAGGAAGAAGAAAUUUUUAUUAACUUUUAUUGGACUCUCUGGGCUUUCAUUGGUUUGUUUUUGUCUCUAACCAGGGUAAACAUGUCUGCUAAGUCAAAGAAGAGUUCUACGUGGAAAUAUUUUGUAAAAGGUGAAGGCAGUGCUUCAUGCAAAAUUUGUCAUGUUAAUGUUAAAACAAGUGGCAACACGACGAAUUUGAUGGGCCACCUUAAACGAAAUCAUCUCGAAGUCAUUGAAGCAGAGCCUACAAUCAAGAAAAUGCAUCUGAACUCAGAAUCUAAUGACAAACAAAGUGAGGCUAAUAAUCCAGAUGAUCCUGCUAGGAUACAAACUGAAGAGAUAGAAUGUAGUGAGAUUGUCGUACUGUCAGAUUCAUCAAAUGUUUCAACCACAUCCAGGCCUGGCUCAUCUAAAUCUGAUGCUUCAUCAUCAUUUCAGUCAAAAUCUGAACAACCAAAGAUUGACAGUAUAUUUCAAGAUGUACAAUUCUUCCGAAAAGGUGAGGCUAAUAAUCCAGAUGAUCCUGCUGGGAUACAAACUAAAGAGAUAGAAUGUAGUGAGAUUGCCGUACUGUCAGAUUCAUCAAAUGUUUCAACCACAUCCAGGCCUGGUUCAUCUAAAUCUGAUGCUUCAUCAACCUUUCCUUCAAAAUCUAAACAACCAAAGAUUGACAAGACAUUUCGAGAUGUACAAUCCUUCCGAAAAGGAGGUUACAAAGCUGGUCAAAUUACAAACGCUAUUUUAUUUAUGAUAGCGAAGGAUAAUCAGCCUUUUCAAAUAGUGGAAGACGAAGGAUUUCAACAUUUCGUUAAAACAGCAAUUCCUCUGUAUAAGGUUCCUGACCGAAAAUCUAUCACACGUCUGAUGGAAGAAAAAUACGAACUAUUAUCCAUGGUUAUGAAAACGAAGCUUUCGGCUGUGGAUGCAAUAACGUUAACAUCAGACGUCUAG
This is a messenger RNA of Temnothorax curvispinosus, 1078 nucleotides long. RefSeq lists its product as uncharacterized. NCBI's taxonomy places the organism in Eukaryota, Metazoa, Arthropoda, Insecta, Hymenoptera, Formicidae. Bases 209 to 1078 code for a protein of 289 amino acids. Gene Ontology annotation, molecular function: DNA binding. The record is from RefSeq and is a predicted model, not a curated record. The transcript is spliced from 5 exons.